Molecule: messenger RNA, 1089 nt
Organism: Miscanthus lutarioriparius
Lineage: Eukaryota; Viridiplantae; Streptophyta; Magnoliopsida; Poales; Poaceae
Source: the annotation of a GenBank genome assembly
AUGGCGGCGGCGUACGUGGCGACCGUGGCCUCCCCAUCAUCCCCCGCCUCCAGGCGGCGGCUGCUCCCCCUCCCCUCCUCCGCCGCGCCGUCUCUCCUCCGGCUCCCUCCGAGGCCGGCCAGGCGGCUCCGGCGCGCCCUGCGGGUGCGGGUCGCCGCGGCGGGGGACGAGGCUGACGUGCUGCCUGGCCCGGGGGCCGAGGGGGAGGCGGCGGUGCCUGGGAGGCUGGAGGAGCAGCGGGACGAGCCGCCGCUCGGGGGAAGCCAGCUCGACAUCGGAGGGCUCGCCUUCCAGGGCGACGUCGGCGGGGGAUUCACCGGCGGCGGAUCGGGCUCCGGGUCCGGGGCCUCCGGCGGUGGCGACGGCAACAAGAUGCUGGACCGGGGCAUCAACACGGCCAUCGUGCUCGCGGCCAGCACCUACGCGCUCACCAAGCUGCUCACCGUCGACCAGGACUACUGGCAUGGGUGGACGAUCUUCGAGAUCCUGCGCUAUAUGCCGGAGCACAACUGGUCCGCGUACGAGGAGGCCCUCAAAGCCAACCCGGUUCUAGCCAAGAUGAUGAUCAGUGGUGUCGUCUACUCCCUUGGUGACUGGAUUGCACAGUGCUACGAAGGCAAGCCGAUAUUUGAUUUCGACCGUGCUCGGAUGUUCCGGUCUGGCCUUGUUGGGUUCACGCUUCAUGGGUCACUUUCACAUUACUACUACCAUAUCUGUGAGGCACUGUUCCCAUUCAAGGAUUGGUGGGUUGUCCCUGCAAAGGUUGCAUUCGAUCAGACCAUCUGGUCUGCAAUCUGGAACAGUAUCUACUUCGUGGUCUUGGGUUUCCUUCGGUUGGAAUCACCUACCACUAUCUACAGCGAGCUCAAGUCCACGUUCUGGCCUAUGCUUACCGCUGGAUGGAAGUUGUGGCCUUUUGCGCACUUAAUUACAUAUGGUGUGGUUCCUGUUGAGCAAAGACUUCUAUGGGUCGACUGUGUGGAGCUUGUCUGGGUCACAAUACUGUCAACUUAUUCAAACGAAAAGUCAGAAGCAAGGAAUUCUGAUGGUACCUCCACACCAGCUGCUUCAAAGGACAACUCCAGAUAG